AUGCCGUACAACACCACAGCAAUCCCUCCCCGAAAGGAAGUCACAGGCCAAACCCAGCUGCCCCAAAUGUUCAUCCAACACCUAGCCUCGGAAGCCCAGAACAUGGCCAAAGCCGAGCGCAAGCCUCGCCGCAACGUGCAAUACAAGGACGUGGCCGCUGCCGUUUCCCACCACGAUAACCUCGAGUUCCUUGAGGACGUGGUGCCCAAGACUUCUUCCUACAAAGCCAUCAAGGCGCAAGCAGCGGCCGCCCGGGCCCGCGUCAAGGGCGGGAGCGACGUUGUGGUUCCUCCUGCGGGGACCGCCGCCGCGGUCGUUUUGGCGCCUGGACCGGUUAUGGGAGGACUGGCAGCUCCCGAGGGGGUUAUGCUGUCUUUGGAGCAGGGACAAGUAGGUGAUCAUGGAGAUGAGCGGGAUAGGAUGGCGAUGCUGCCGAAUGCCAAGAAGCAAAAGGGGUCCGGCGGGUUGCAGCAAACGUCGAUCUUGAUGUCUAUGAAUGGGGGGUUGCCUGCUGGUACAGGAAGCGGUGCUAGUGGAAGCAUUGGAGGGCUGGCGGCGCCGGUGAAUGGACUCGGUGCUGGCGGGGUUAAUACCGGUAUUACCAAUAUGGGUGUCACGACGGGUGUGGUGGGCAUGUCGUCGGCUUCGGGACGACCGUUUAGUUCUACUCCUGGUGUGAUGAGCGGUAUAAAUAGGGGUAUCUUGUCGGCAUCACCGCCAGCUACUACGUCGGACGAGGAUCCCAGCGCGCAGUUGCAGAUGGAGAUGAGGCAGGCGGCGUCACAGCAAUAUCGGGGUCAUGAUGGGGAUGUGGAUAUGACGGUUGCCGAAUCAACACCAUGGGCCCUUGAUAUGCUCAUCCCAGCGUCCCUUUCCUCAAGGCCGCUCCGAUUGCUGCAGUGA
This is a messenger RNA of Neurospora tetrasperma FGSC 2508, 903 nucleotides long. RefSeq lists its product as uncharacterized. Gene Ontology annotation, molecular function: protein heterodimerization activity. The transcript has 3 exons. Lineage: Eukaryota; Fungi; Ascomycota; Sordariomycetes; Sordariales; Sordariaceae. The coding region runs from base 1 to 903 and encodes 300 amino acids. The record is from RefSeq and is a predicted model, not a curated record.